Molecule: messenger RNA, 486 nt
Organism: Yarrowia lipolytica CLIB122
Lineage: Eukaryota; Fungi; Ascomycota; Dipodascomycetes; Dipodascales
Biological process (GO): proton transmembrane transport
Cellular component (GO): proton-transporting V-type ATPase, V0 domain; membrane
Molecular function (GO): proton-transporting ATPase activity, rotational mechanism
Source: RefSeq, a predicted model, not a curated record
AUGUCUGAAUCGGAUGUCUAUGCUCCGAAUUAUGCGCCGUUCUUCGGUUUUGCAGGAUGCUGCGCAGCAAUGGUGCUGUCCUCUGCCGGAGCCGCUAUUGGAACCGCCAAGUCCGGUAUCGGUAUUGCCGGUAUCGGUGUGUUCAAGCCUGAAUUGAUCAUGAAGUCUCUCAUUCCCGUCGUCAUGAGUGGUAUUCUGUCCGUUUACGGCCUCGUGGUGUCUGUACUGAUUGCCGGCUCGCUGUCCCCCACAGAAAACUACUCGUUGUUCAACGGCUUCAUGCAUCUGGCCUGUGGUCUCUCGGUAGGCUUCGCUGCCCUGGCCUCGGGUUACGCCAUUGGUAUUGUCGGUGACGAGGGUGUGCGAAACUUCAUGCUGCAGCCCCGUCUGUUUGUCGGCAUUGUGCUGAUUCUCAUUUUCGCUGAAGUGUUGGGUCUCUACGGUAUGAUUAUCGCCCUGAUUCUCAACACCAAGGGCUCUGGUUAG